AUAUUACUCUGUGUGUGUGUGUGUGUGUGUGUGUGUGUGUGUGUGAUGGCGUUUUCAUUAUCUUGUGCGGCCACUUCAUCAUCAGCAUCAUCAUUAUCAGCGUGGUGGAUUCCACAGUAUUUGAAGCAUCGUAACGAGGAUUCAUUUGUGGAAUUCAAGAAUUGCAAUCCAAGGCAGCCGAAGAAGAAGAAUGUAGUACUAGUCGGAGUAUCAAUAUUCUCCAUUAAAUCUGAAUCAAAAGACUACUCAUCUUCAUCAUCAUCAUCAGAAGAAGAAAGUAGAAGGAAAUCAAGGAGGUUGGAGAUAGGGUCUCCAAUUAUAGUAACAGAAGCUCCCAAAAUGAUCAAAACUGCCACCGCUGUUCCUUGUCUCAGGCUUAAUUCUGGCUUGGUCAACCCUGGCGAUGUUGGCAGAAUUGUGUCAAGAAAGCCAAAAGAUGUAUGGGCAGUUCGUCUCACCAUUGGUACUUAUCUCAUAGAUGGCAAAUAUUUCAAGCCCUUGGAUCUUGAGGAUUGAUUCACUUCAUUGUUUUACUAUAUAUUCAAAUGUAUACAUGAAUUUUCAUGAGGAUUCAUAAGGUCUUCUUUUAAUUUUUUAAAUGAUUUGUUGUUGUAUUUUACAUUUGUGAUUUUUAUCACCUGAGGUUUAAAAAAAUACAAUAAACUUCGUAAGUUUGGUAUAA
Messenger RNA from Camellia sinensis, 682 nucleotides. The record is from RefSeq and is a predicted model, not a curated record. Lineage: Eukaryota; Viridiplantae; Streptophyta; Magnoliopsida; Ericales; Theaceae.